Molecule: messenger RNA, 1317 nt
Organism: Mycena indigotica
Lineage: Eukaryota; Fungi; Basidiomycota; Agaricomycetes; Agaricales; Mycenaceae
Product: Nuclear distribution protein PAC1
Exons: 7
Coding region: 1-1317 (438 amino acids)
Biological process (GO): negative regulation of transcription by RNA polymerase II
Cellular component (GO): transcription repressor complex; nucleus
Molecular function (GO): protein binding
Source: RefSeq, a predicted model, not a curated record
AUGUCGUUGCUCUCGGACCGACAGCGGGAGGAUCUCCACAAAUCGAUGUUAGACUACCUUUACGCCAAUAACUUCACGCAAGCAUUCAAUGCGCUCAAACAAGAGGCUGAGACAGAGUACACCCCCGACCCCAAGGCCAAGUAUACUGGUCUUCUUGAAAAGAAAUGGACCAGUGUCAUACGUCUACAAAAGAAGAUAAUGGAUCUCGAAAACCGCAACUCGGCACUGCAAGAAGAGCUUUCUCAAGCCCCCGCCAAACGAGCGGCAUCGCAAUCAGACUGGGUUCCACGAGCGCCAGCUGCACAUGUUCUUACUGGUCAUCGUUCACCCAUCACAAGAGUCGCAUUUCAUCCACAAUAUUCGAUCCUCGCUUCUGCAAGCGAAGAUGCAACAGUCAAGAUAUGGGACUGGGAGACGGGCGAGUUUGAGCGCACUCUCAAGGGACACACAAAGGCGGUUAUGGAUGUCGAUUUUGACCACAAGGGCCAGUUGCUUGUAACGUGCUCUACGGACCUCUUCAUCAAGAUUUGGGAUACUCAAAAUGAAUGGAAGAACACCAAGACAUUCCCUGGCCACGAACACUCCGUCUCCUCUGUCCGAUUUAUGCCGGGCGACCAGUUCAUCGUCAGCGCCAGUCGAGAUAGGACAAUUCGCGUUUUCGAUAUUGCUUCGACGCAUCUUGUCCGCACAAUCACUGGCCAUUCGGAUUGGGUCCGUUGUGUUCUACCUUCUGACGAUGGCAAGCUUUUAGCAAGCGCGUCAAACGAUCAUACCGCUCGUAUCUGGGAUCCUCUAACGGGCGAGUCUAAGAUGGAAUUCCGCGGCCAUGAAAAUGCCGUUGAAGUCGUUGCGUUCGCCCCACUUGCAGCUUAUGCUGCUAUUCGAGAGUUGGCCGGUAUUCCUACGACCGAUAGGUCCAAGCGAUCCGGGGCCUACAUCGCCACAGGCGCGCGAGACAAAACAAUCAAGCUUUGGGAUGUUGCGAGCGGGCAACUUCUACGAAAUCUACCAGGGCACGACAACUGGGUCCGGGCCUUGGCCUUCCAUCCGACAGGAAAGUACCUGCUUUCUGCGUCGGACGACAAAACGAUUAGGGUUUGGGAGCUCUCGACGGGUCGGUGCAUGAAAACUGUCGAAGCCCAUGGACAUUUUGUCCAAACUUUGGCGUGGGGAAGACAGGUUGUGUCUGGUGCAACUAAGACCGAUGAUGUCAAGGUCAACGGUGAUGCUAGCAAGAGCGACGCGACGGAGGAGAGGUUGGCAAACGUUGUUGCGACUGGAAGUGUCGAUCAAACAAUCAAGAUUUGGCUUCCUUGA